Messenger RNA from Anoplopoma fimbria (sablefish), 3017 nucleotides. It is a transcript of the gene mavs, whose product is annotated as mitochondrial antiviral signaling protein. NCBI's taxonomy places the organism in Eukaryota, Metazoa, Chordata, Actinopteri, Perciformes, Anoplopomatidae. The coding region runs from base 70 to 1809 and encodes 579 amino acids. The record is from RefSeq and is a predicted model, not a curated record. The transcript has 5 exons.
GCAGGUUUUAUUGAGAGCAGAAGCGUUUGAGGCGGAUUCACGGACUGCUGAGGCACCAAAGCACGAAAGAUGACAUUUGCCAGUGAAAAGCUGUACAAUGGAUACCUGCGGCGGAGUAUGCCGACCAUUGUGACCAAGGUGAAAGUGAGAGAAAUAAUAAUCCAUCUGCCCUGCCUGACUGCUCACGACAGGGAAAACAUAGAGGCAAAAAGAGAAACUAAUGGGAACUUCGACAGCAUGGUGCUUCUUCUGGACUGCCUGAAGAGAAGAGAAAACUGGCCGGAGCAGUUCAUCGAGGCGCUUGAGGCGUGUGAGCACACAACUCUAGCAGCUGAGAUCAGAGCAGAAUACGACACUCUGAAGGGCACCAACAGUAAGUCAGAUUCCAACCCGAACUCCCCUCCAACGACUGUCAUCAGGGCACACGUCCACCCAGCACCAUCUGCCAGUCCUCUGUCCGUCCCAGAGAGCCAUGCAAACGGUCCGGCUGCUGCUGCUCCGCUGGCUGAAGCGUCAGCUCCUCCAGAUCCAGCCGCCCAGGCCUCACCGCCUCCGGAAACCCCGGUGCAGCCGCAAGCUCCUGAGGCUGUUCCUCCACCUGAGCCGGUCCCUGAGCCUCCACUGUCCGGUCAGGUUGAAGUGGAAGAAGCCCGCCCAUCAACACCUCCUAAAUCGCCUCAGAGGGAGAUUAACAUUCAACAGGAGCCGGAGGAAAACUCUGAAUCAGACAUCCAGGUGAUCUCCGGUGAUAAUGGUGUGAUUCCUGAUCAAGAGAGCGUAGAAAACAGCGAGGUAUCCAUCGACCAUGAGGACGCUCCUCAGCCACCCCGUCCUGUUGAGCAGUGUGAGACAGACACUCCAACCCGCCCGGAUCCUCUCCAAACAACAACAACAACAACCACCACCGCAGAGAUAGACUCGGAUGUCACCGAUGGAUCCUCUUUCCCCGCGAUGACCCCAGAGAAGCCUCCAGUCCAGGACACCACCCCUCUUGUGGACCUAAAACCUGCUGCUGUCCUGCAGCCUGAGGAGACAUCUGAGCCUCCUGCCACACGGGUUGUUGAAAGCAGCCCGCCCACAGAUUCUACAGCUACAACCUACCCCCUGCCGGCUGUUGCUGCGAUAGACUUCUCUCUCUGUGAUGACAGCGAUGUGUGUCUGAGCAAGCCGGGCCAACUCGUCAGCAUCUACCCACAAAACAAUGUCAGCCCCAAUAUCUCUGAACCCAUCGCUCCGGUGCAGCCUUUCUCAGGUGACAGUGAUCGUCUUGAAAUAAGCGACGGUGCACCGGACACUGUGACCUUCGCCCAACCUCCUGCAUGCUCUGCUCUCAGCUCCACCACUGUGAGUACAGCGUCGGCGCUGCCAUGCCAGGAGAACGGCGUUGCUGUUAACCAUAACGAACCGGAGGAAAACCACUAUGAGUCGCCUUGUCAUGGUUCGGAGAUGGAGGAGGUGAUGACGCAUGUGGUGCAUGUAUCCGAGGAGCCGUCUAUCCUCGACCUAGACGGCCAGAGCUUGACACCACAAGCUCAAAUCGUCAACGGCGAAGCAGCCAAGGAGAUCACCUCUGCACCGCCGCUUUCCACCAACACUGUUGACACUGUUUUGAGUGUAAACACCACCUCCAGGGAGGACUUCCACCCCUCUGAGCCCGCACCCGCUGAUAGUUCACCAGAGUUGAAGACGCUGCAGGAUUCGGAGAAGGAAACGGCCUCUUGCAUCGUGCCAGCUAAUGCAAAGUACAUUCUGACCGCUGCAGGAGUGGGCGCCUGUGCACUGCUGCUGGCGUGGAGGUUUAGGAAUUAAGGUGAUUUAAUACCUUUUUUAAAGGGGGAGAAGAUAAGGCUGUUAAAAAAAUGGAUCUUAAGGUUAUGGUGCCUUAUUGUAGUCACUGGAAAGGCGAGAGACAGCUGGUUAAUAAUUACCUAGAGUAAUAAUAGCUGAUUUGCCAGACCUUUGAUCAUGUCAUUAAUUACAAGUAUGUUGUUAAGUCAGACUAUAUUUUAUCAUUUUUAAUGUUGAAUUAAAUUUGCCCUAGUGAGCCAAAACCAAACCUACCCUUCUUAUUUCAAAUAUGGAACUUCAUGGAACUGGGGUUGAGAUCUCAGGUUAUUUAUGCACCUGCUGCAAACAUGUGGUAUGUAAAUAUACACAGAAGCUGUGUAUUAGUGAUAGAAAUGUUUGUAUGUUCACUUGUCUGAUAAGCACUUUCAAGAUAAGACUGUUGGCUGUCAUCCAGUAAAGAUUAGCGUACUAAGGAACCUGAAUUUUACUGGAUGUGCACUGUGGAGGAAAGAGUACCAGCAUCACACUCUCUAAAUCAUGGCUAGUGCACUGUCUGUAUUUAUUUGUACAUAUAUAUUUGCUCCAUAUAGGUAUUUUAAGAUAAACUGAUGUGUCAAAAACAUUCCCAAGCACUCAUGUCUCAAAGAAUCAGUCCGCUAGACUGCAUAAUUAAUUAACAUACUUUGAAAAUGUAUAUGGUCCAUAGUCUGUCCAAAACGUUUUAAAACCAUGGCUCUUCCUGUUUCUUUAUGAGAUUGUUAAUCAUGAGAUGUUGUGUAAGUAGCUUCAUAUUUAACUGGGUUUUUAAAUGGUCAUUUCUGUGGUUAUUGGUUAUUUCUUCUGUUUUUGAUGUUGAAAAAACACCAAAAACAUUUAAUCUGUGUAAACAUCACUUUAUUUCUUGCGCCACUUCACUGAGGCUGUCUGUGCUAUGGACAUCUUCUGGUGCAAAUGUUUAAGAUGGCAUUUUAUUUCUCCAUUGGAUUUGUUCUCCUUUUUAAAUAGAAGCAAGUUUGAGAAUUCAUGUUCUAUGAUGUGACAUUUUAUUGUAAAUAGCAUUGUCAAUGUAGGAAAUGUCCGAAAAAAACAAGGAUAUUUAAGCUGCAAAGAUGCUUUGUAUAUUAAAUGUAUUACCAUUAUGGAACACAUGUAAUUUGUAAACUCAGUUUAAGGUUUAUCAAAAUGUUAAGUCUCUAGCUAUAUAUUUGACAAUCAUAGAAACAAUAAAC